CUUGGGACUGGCUUGACCUACUGGUCGCGCCGGUCAAAGUAGAGUUAGACCAAGGCGAAAACAUGAAAAAUUCAGGAUUAUUUUCAUUUUUUAAAAAUUUUUGAAGGAAAAGAAAAAGAAAACAAAUGAAAUAUCGUUCGCUUUUGUCAUGAACUCACGGUUCUAGGAUAUCUUGAUCCUAAAGCUCCUACAUAAAUUACAUAUGGCGAUUGUAUCCAACCCGUUAAAUUGGAGCACAAAUGAGCGCCUCUUUCUUCGCCUGCAACCCCGUCACUCCUCCCUUUUCCGCCUUCUGAAGCAACAGCGCUUUUGCUUUGCCUACUUAAAUAAUCACAAGUUCUCUCCCUCCUUCGCGAUGGAUGCGUCCCAAGCUGCUCCCUUAACGGCAAAUCUUGAAGGCCAAGAUGAAAGUAGUACAGACGAAUAUGCUUCUCAGGCAAAGUUACUCCAAGAAUUCACCAAUGUUUCAACCAUCAAUAAAGCAUGGGUUUUUAGUUCUAGUGAUGGAGCUAGCUCGCAAGCAAUGUUCUCUAUGAGCCAACCUGACCUUGUAGCAAACAAAAAGAGAACUUAUAUUUUAUCUUCUCAUAUUUCAAAGACAAGCAGUCAUGAAAUAAAUUUUCAUUGGUCUCCAAUUCCUAUUGAGCAAGUUGGUGUGUCAACAACUGUACCCUCACCAUCAGGCUCGAAGUUCCUUAUUGUUAGGAAUGGAGAAGGUGGGUCUCCAACGAAGCUUGAAAUUUGGGGCCCCUCUCAAUUGCAAAAAGAAAUAUGUAUUCCACAAUCAGUUCAUGGACCAUUAUAUACAGAUGGAUGGUUUGAAGGGAUCUCAUGGAAUCCUGAUGAAACACUUAUUUCUUAUAUCGCGGAAGAGCCACAGCCAUUAAAAACCAUGUUUGAUGGUUUGGGCAAUAUAAAUGGAGGAAAAACUGAAAAGGACUGCGGAACAUGGAAAAUUCAAGGAGAUUGGGAAGAGGAUUGGGGCGAAACUUAUUCUGGGAAAGGAAAGCCUUCACUUUAUAUUGUCCACAUUAACAGUGGACAUGUUCAAGCUGUUGAAGGAAUUCCAAAGCACUUGAGUGUUGGACAAGUUGUAUGGGCACCACCAUCUUUGAAUCAAACAAGUCAAUAUCUGGUUUUCGUUGGUUGGGCACCAGAAUAUAAUUCACAACCUUCUAGAAAGCUUGGGAUAAGAUACUGUUAUAAUAGACCAUGUUACUUGUAUGCAGUCGAGGCUCCUGUCCUUAAACAGAAGGGCGAAGAACUACGUAAUGACACAUCAAAGGUACACAUGAUAGCACAAGGGUUACGGAGUGCCUUCCUUCCUCGUUUCAGUCCCGAUGGAAAGGCCCUAGUGUUUUUAUCUGCAAAGAGUUCUGUGGACACAGGAGCACAUUGUGCCACCAAUUCACUUCAUAAAUUGGCUUGGUCCUCUAAUGUGGAACUACUUUCAUCAGUGAAGAUUGUUGAUUUGGUUCCAGUCAUCAUGUGCCCGGAGGAUGGUGGCUUCCCAGGACUUUAUUAUUCAACCCUACUUCAUAAACCUUGGCUCUCUGAUGGAAAUUCCAUGAUUAUGUCUUCUGUCUGGGGUAGCAGUGAAGUAGUACUCUCAAUAAAUACAACUAGUGGUGAGGUGUUGAGAAUCAGCCCUAAUGACUCACGUUCUUGGAAUGUCCUUGCUAUAGAUGGGGACAAUGUUCUUGCUGUUUGCAGUAGUCUUGUUGACCCUCCUCAAAUAAAAUAUGGGUAUCCUCUUGACUUGAAGGAACAUACAAAUGGAAUUGUUUCAUGGGAAUGGCUAGAUAUCUCUAUGCCUUUCUUGGGCUACCUCGAGAAGAUUAGAUCUCUGUUGUCUUCUAAGAGCUAUAGUAUAUUGAAGAUUCCUGUUGGUGCAAAGCCACCUAUUGAAGCUAUAUAUGUGUCCUCUGAUGGCCAUCAAUCUUUAGAAUCGUGCAAUGAAGUUCAAAGAAAUGGUCAAUGUAAUCCACUGAUAGUAGUGCUUCAUGGAGGGCCACACUCUACUUUCUUGACAAGCUACUCAAAGAACCUAGCAUUUCUCUCCUCAAUGGGUUUUAAUUUGCUUCUAGUAAAUUACAGAGGGUCAUUAGGAUUUGGUGAGGAGGCACUACAAUCUCUUCUCGGAAAAGUUGGGCGCCAGGAUGUUGAUGAUGUCCUUGCAGCAAUUGAUCAUGUCUUUAAAUUGGGGCUUGCAGAAUCCACUAAGAUUGCGGUUCUAGGAGGCUCCCAUGGCGGCUUUCUAACAACUCAUUUGAUUGGCCAGGCUCCAGAUCGUUUUUGUGUUGCAGCUGUUAGAAAUCCAGUUUGUAACAUCGCAUUGAUGAUUGGUACAACAGAUAUUCCUGAUUGGUGCUAUGUUGAAACAUAUGGUAGUGCAGGGAACAGUUUUUUCACAGAAGCUCCUUCACUUGAACAUCUUAGUGUAUUCUAUAAUAAAUCCCCUAUCUCACAUAUUUCAAAGGUGAAAGUACCAGUCCUUUUCCUUUUAGGUGCCCAAGAUCUAAGAGUUCCAGUUUCCAAUGGCAUACAAUAUGCACGUGCAUUGAAGGAGAAAGGGGUUCCUGUCAAAACCAUUGUGUUCCCUAAUGAUGUGCAUGGAAUCGACAGGCCACAGUCUGACUUCGAAAGCUUCUUGAAUAUUGGGUUAUGGUUUAAGAAGUACUGUAAAUGAUUAGGAAUUUCGUUUGGCUCUCGCUUAGAGUCUAAGCAUUCAAUUGCAGGCAUGUACUGUCAAGUCACUGAGUUUCAAAAAAAUUUAUUGUCUUCAAGAUAACUUAUGAAUACUUUGACAAUUUGCAUGUAACCAGGAAAUUAUAAACACAAUAUAAAAUGUUUGACUUUAGAUUUUUGAA
This is a messenger RNA of Amborella trichopoda, 2870 nucleotides long. It is a transcript of the gene AARE, whose product is annotated as acylaminoacyl-peptidase-like protein. Gene Ontology annotation, molecular function: serine-type endopeptidase activity. The record is from RefSeq and is a predicted model, not a curated record. NCBI's taxonomy places the organism in Eukaryota, Viridiplantae, Streptophyta, Magnoliopsida, Amborellales, Amborellaceae. Gene Ontology annotation, biological process: proteolysis.